AAGGUGUGGAAAACCGAAGACAGACACACGUGAGAAAGAAAGCGCUAGAAAGAUGGCGAGUGGACGUACAACAUCUGCGUCCGUCCGCGGACCGCGCUUCGCCGGCGCCGGCCGCCGCGGCGCCCUCCUCCUCGCGCUGCUCCUCGCCGCCGCGGCCGCCUUACUCCCAGUAGCCGAGCCUUCCUGCCCCCGAGACAAUUCAGUCGUGAAAGAUAUAAACAAAAUGCACCAGAGCAACUAUGGAAUUGGAGGAUUCUCGCAUAUAACCGUCGCUGGCGCGCUAGCUCACGGCAUGAAGGAGGUGGAGGUGUGGCUCCAAACAAUUAGUGCGGGCCAGAGGACACCGAUCCACAGACACUCGUGUGAGGAGGUCUUUGUUGUCCUCAAAGGGAGAGGCACUCUCUUGCUGGGGUCGACCUCACUGCCGUACCCGGGAACGCCUCAGGAGAUUCCUGUCUUUCAGAAUAGCACAUUCACAGUUCCUGUAAAUGAUCCACACCAGGUUUGGAAUUCUGAUGAACAUGAAGAUUUACAGGUGCUUGUGAUCAUAUCGCGCCCACCUGUGAAGAUAUUUCUGUACGAAGAUUGGAGUAUGCCUCACACGGCAGCGAAGUUGAAGUUCCCCUUCGUCUGGGACGAGGACUGCUUAGACGCACCUAAAGAUGAACUGUAGGUUGGAAAGCGCUCACAUGGCAGCGCAUCGGCCUCAGUCAGCGUACUGGUCAAGUGCGGUGUACAGCUUGCCUGCCUCCUAAAUAAUGCGCAUGUCUGUAACAUCCUUUCUGUUGGAACAACAUUUUCGUGACGGAUUAUGUACUACUUGAGUGCAUGAAGCAGCCUUCUGCAGCAAGAGCUAUUUCCAAAUUUUGAAUUACCACUGUAUUCUAGACUGCAAGCGUCGCUGAUCUUCGUCAGAGGGUCAUUGUUCAGCAGAUUUGGUGUUGAAUCCUGAACAAAUUUUUUAA
Triticum dicoccoides is the source of this 965-nucleotide messenger RNA. RefSeq names its product auxin-binding protein 4. Gene Ontology annotation, biological process: positive regulation of cell size; positive regulation of cell division; positive regulation of DNA endoreduplication. The transcript has 5 exons. Gene Ontology annotation, molecular function: auxin binding. Lineage: Eukaryota; Viridiplantae; Streptophyta; Magnoliopsida; Poales; Poaceae. The record is from RefSeq and is a predicted model, not a curated record. The coding region runs from base 53 to 673 and encodes 206 amino acids.